AUGGCCAGAUUGUUUGGUGGCAUCUUCAAUGAUGACUUCAUGCCCAGAUGGCUUUGUGGCAUCUUCAAUGAUGACAUCAUGGCCAGAUUGUUUGGUGGCAUCUUCAAUGAUGACUUCAUGCCCAGAUGGCUUUGUGGCAUCUUUGUGACAUCAUUCAAUGAUUGGAUCUUCAAUGAUGACUUGCUGGUCAGAUGGUUUGGUGGCAUCUUCAAUGAUGACUUCAUGCCCAGAUGGCUUUGUGGCAUCUUCAAUGAUGACUUCAUGCCCAGAUGGCUUUGUGGCAUCUUCAAUGAUGACAUCAUGGCCAGAUUGUUUGGUGGCAUCUUCAAUGAUGACUUCAUGCCCAGAUGGCUUUGUGGCAUCUUCAAUGAUGACUUGCUGGUCAGAUGGUUUGGUGGCAUCUUCCAUGAUGACAUCAUGGUCAGAUUGUUUACAAGUAUCUUCAAUGAUGACGUCAUGUUCUGA
Messenger RNA from Haliotis rubra (blacklip abalone), 465 nucleotides. RefSeq names its product pol-RFamide neuropeptides-like. The record is from RefSeq and is a predicted model, not a curated record. The transcript has a single exon. The coding region runs from base 1 to 465 and encodes 154 amino acids. NCBI's taxonomy places the organism in Eukaryota, Metazoa, Mollusca, Gastropoda, Lepetellida, Haliotidae.